AUGCGUUUGAGAAUCCAGGUUAUAGUGGCGUGGGGCAUAGAGCCUUAUCUUUCUUUCUUUCUUUCUUUCUUUCUUUCUUUCUUUCUUUUGGUUGCAUCUCUCUUCCUUUCUCUGUUGCAUCUCUCUUCCUUUCUCUGUUUGUUGCAUCUAUCACUUCCGUUCUUUCUUUCUCUCUCUCUUUCUUUUGUUUUGGUAACAUCUUUCAAUUUCUUUCUUUCUUUUAUCUUUCUUUCUUUCUUUCUUUCUUUCUUUCUUUCUUUCUUUCUUUCUUUCUUUUUUUGGUUGCAUCUCUCUUCCUUUCUCUGUUUGUUGCAUCUAUCACUUCCGUUCUUUCUUUCUCUCUCUCUUUCUUUUGUUUUGGUAACAUCUUUCAAUUUCUUUCUUUCUUUCUUUCUUUCUUUCUUUUCUUUCUUUUGGUUGCAUCUCUCUUCCCUUUCUCUGUUUGUUGCAUCUAUCACUUCCGUUCUUUCUUUCUCUCUCUCUUUCUUUUGUUUUGGUAACAUCUUUCAAUUUCUUUCUUUCUUUCUUUCUUUUUCUUUUUCUUUCUUUCUUUCUUUCUUUUGGUUGCAUCUCUCUUCCUUUCUCUGUUUGUUGCAUCCAUCACUUCCGUUCUUUCUUUUCUCUCUCUUUCUUUUUGUUUUGGUAACAUCUUUCAAUUUCUUUUCUUUCUUUCUUUCUUUCUUUUAUCUUUCUUUCUUUCUUUCUUUCUUUUUGGUUGCAUCUCUCUUCCUUUCUCUGUUUGUUGCAUCUAUCACUUCCGUUCUUUCUUUCUCUCUCUCUUUCUUUUUGUUUUGGUAA
Acanthosepion pharaonis is the source of this 798-nucleotide messenger RNA. NCBI's taxonomy places the organism in Eukaryota, Metazoa, Mollusca, Cephalopoda, Sepiida, Sepiidae. The record is from the annotation of a GenBank genome assembly.